Molecule: messenger RNA, 1368 nt
Organism: Verticillium nonalfalfae
Lineage: Eukaryota; Fungi; Ascomycota; Sordariomycetes; Glomerellales; Plectosphaerellaceae
Exons: 2
Coding region: 1-1368 (455 amino acids)
Source: RefSeq, a predicted model, not a curated record
AUGCUCCCAGAGCCCACGUUGAACUUCACGCUCCCCAGCAUCCACGACGACACGGUCCUCGACUGCCGCGUUUACCACAGCCAUGCGCUGAGCCCCGUUCCCAACGCCCCGCCCUGGCGACGACAUGCCGCCAUCGUUGCGCACCCGUACGCGCCCAUGGGCGGAUCAUACGACGAUCCUAUCGUUGACUCUGUCGCGGAAGCGCUCCUUCGCGCCGGCUAUCUCGUGGGCACGUUCAAUUUCCGAGGUGCCGGCCACUCGGCAGGCCGGACAUCGUGGACGGCCAAGGCCGAGCGAAACGACUACAUGUCCUUCAUCGGCUUCAUGGUGCACUACAUCCACUUCCUCGACCCCUACCGACCCGCACCCGACGCAUCCUCCCCCCCGACAAGCUCGCCAGCGCCCGACCUCAGUUCGCGGGACGAACGCGACCAGCCCAUCCUGCUGGCGGCCGGCUACUCGUACGGCGCCAUGGUGACCUCGCAGCUGCCGCCGCUGCCGCAGAUCCUGUCACGCUUCGCCGCGCCCCCGGCCAUCUCGGCCGCCGCCGACAUUCGGCUGCGCGCCGAGCACCUGGCGGCGCAGCAGAACAGCUUCCUCGCCGAGGCGCGGGCGUCGCGCAACGCCAUGCCGCCGACGCGGCGCGCGCUGCGCGUCGGCGGCGACGAGGGCGACCAGCGACGCAGCGGCGAGCACCACCGGCGGUCGCACUCGCCCCACCACACCGAGGACAAGCUGCGGCGCGGCGUCAGCGAGCUGCUCGCCAAGACGAGGGCGAGGCGGAGCCGCAGCCACAGCCGCCAGCGGAGCGUCGAGGCCGCUGCGGUCGGCGGCGACGAGGCCGGCAGUCCCAGGAAGCACCACGCGGGGCGUGAGCAUCAGCAUGGGCACAGCCACAGUCACAGCCACAGCCACAGCAGCGACGAGCAGGCGGUCCUGCUGCCGAGGAUCGCCGACCUGACGAGCGUCAGGCCGGCGUACGCGCUCGUGUCGCCGCUGCAGGGCAUCGUCAACCACCUGACGACCAUGUCGUUCGUGCCGCCCUGGGCGCGGCACCGCGGCCACGAGCCGGCGCGGGUGCCGUCGGCGUCGCCGGCGGGGGACGUCAACUGGAUCGAAGACGCCGGGGAGGCGGCCGAGGCCAAGCUCGCGACGUGCCCGACGCUCGCCGUGUUCGGGGACCGAGACGGCUUCGUCGCCAUCGGCAAGCUGCGGGCGUGGGGCGCGAGGCUCGACGCAAGGCCGGGGUCGAAGUUUCGCGGCGUCGAGGUCACGGGGGCGGGGCACACUUGGCAGGAGGAAGGCACGCUGUCUGCGCUGGUCGGGGCGGUGGACGAGUUUGCGCGGGGGCUGCUGAAGGCGGCAUAA